AUGCAACCUCAUUCACGUCUCUGGACGUCGCUGGCCGCGGUCGCCGCUCUGGCCGCGCAGGUGCAGGGCCUCGGGAAGGUCUCGCGCACCGGCAAGUACCUCUUCAAUGAGGACGGAAGCCGUUUCUACAUCAAGGGUGUCGCCUACCAGCCACAGGGCGAGAUUGACAGUACGAGCGGCUUUGUCGAGCCGACGUCGUUCACGGACCCGCUCGCGGACUCUUCGGCCUGCUCGCGCGAUCUGCCCUACCUGAAGGACCUCGGCGUCAACGUCGUGCACGUGUACUCUGUCAACUCGAGCCUCAGCCACGACGCAUGCAUGUCCGCACUCAGUGGCGCGGGCAUCUACACAAUUAUCGACCUUACGCUCCCUGUCAACGGCUCCAUCGACCGCUCGGCACCCCAGUGGACGACUUCCUUGCUCGACCAGUAUCUCACGACCAUCGACGCGUUCGAGAAGUACGACAAUGUAUUGGCUUAUGGUGUUGGUAACGAGGUCAUAAUCGGCGCGGACGGCACGUUCGUAGCGCCGUACAUCAAAGCGGGUGCUCGUGAUGUCCGUGCAUACCUCAACUCGAUCAAGUCGAGUGCAUUGGUCGCGUACUCGGCUGUUGACGGCGACACAUGGAUCUACGACCUCGCUCAAUACCUCAACUGCGACCCUGCAGGCGGCAACGAUGCAUCAACGUCUAUCGAUCUUUACGGCUUGAACAACUACGAACUUUGCGGCAACGAGACCUUCGACCAAGCUUACCAAGGCAAGACGAACGAGUUCGCGAACCGCUUGGACGUAGCGGCGUACUUCUCCGAGUACGGAUGUGUGAAGGUUUCCCCGCGUCCUUGGGCAGACGUUGCGGCUCUGUUCAGCGAUGAGGCUACUGCCGUAUGGUCGGGAGGCGUCGCGUUCUCCUACUUCCCGGCUUUCUCGACCGACGGACAGUUCGGCAUGGUCAACGUCACCGACAGCACCGUCACCACCGGCCAAGACUACGACAACCUCAAGACCGCAUAUGCCGCUGCGAAGCCGCAGAAUUCUCCCACGCAGUCCUCGGCGCCUUCGGCGAGCUAUGAGAGCUGCCCGUCGAGCAGUGGGACGUGGUUGGCCAGCAACAGCUUGCCACCUACGCCCAAUGAUGCGGCCUGCUCGUGCCUUGACAGUGUUGUCAGCUGCUUGUUCACGCCCAAGGUCGACAACACGUCGGCCAUCGUUGGGGAGCUGUUCAAUACCGCUUGCCAGCUUCUUGGCGGACAGGGAUCCAACUGUGACGCUAUCUCGAGCAAUGGCACGACCGGCACCUACGGUGCAGUGUCGGGCUGUGACGCCGACACGAUGCUCUCCUUCGUCAUGACCCAGUGGUACGAGCUCUCGGGCCGCAACCCCGAAGCAUGCUCCUUCGCCGGCAACGGUACUCUCAACCAGCAAGCAUCGACAACCGCAUCCGGCGUCGACGCCGCCGCAUCAUCAUGUCUUGCCAGCGCAACAGGCGCAUCGACGCCCGCUGCACCCACCGCCGCUCAGGGCUCGAGCUCGAGUUCCGGCUCGGGCAGCCAGUCAAGCAGCGGAAGCGGAAGUGGGAGCUCGGGGUCAAACGACUCGAGCAGCGCUGCGCGCAUGGGCGAGGCCAGCUUCGGCGCGGCAGGCGUCGUGCUAAUGGUCUUCAUCAGCGUUGUGGGCGGUGCGAUCACGCUCGCAUGA
Messenger RNA from Peniophora sp. CBMAI 1063, 1695 nucleotides. NCBI's taxonomy places the organism in Eukaryota, Fungi, Basidiomycota, Agaricomycetes, Russulales, Peniophoraceae. The record is from the annotation of a GenBank genome assembly.